AUGUCGGACAGCGAGGACAGCAACUUCUCGGAGGACGAGAGCGAGCGCAGCAGCGAGGAGGGCGACGACAACGAGGCCGAGGAGCAGCGCGGGGGGGGCAGCGGGGAGGAGGAGGAGGAGGAAGACGACGAUCGCCCGGCCAAGAAGCCGCGGCAUGGCGGCUUCAUCCUGGACGAGGCCGAUGUGGACGAUGAGUACGAGGAUGAAGAUCAGUGGGAGGAUGGGGCCGAGGACAUCCUGGAGAAAGAGGAGAUCGAAGCCUCCAACAUUGACAACGUGGUGCUGGACGAGGAUCGCUCGGGGGCCCGGAGGCUGCAGAACCUCUGGAGGGACCAGCGGGAGGAGGAGCUGGGCGAGUAUUACAUGAAGAAAUACGCCAAGUCCUCUGUGGGGGAGACGUGAGUGACCAAUGAGUGACCAAUGAGUGACCAAUGAGUGACCAAUGAGUGACCAAUGAGUGACCAUUGAAUGACCAAUGAGUGACCAAUGAGUGACCAUUGAGUGACCAAUGAGUGACCAAUGAGUGACCAAUGAGUGACCAUUGAAUGACCCCUGUGUGACCCUGAGUGACCAAUGAGUGACCAUU
Messenger RNA from Sturnus vulgaris (Common starling), 586 nucleotides. The record is from RefSeq and is a predicted model, not a curated record. NCBI's taxonomy places the organism in Eukaryota, Metazoa, Chordata, Aves, Passeriformes, Sturnidae.